Molecule: messenger RNA, 2652 nt
Organism: Naegleria lovaniensis
Lineage: Eukaryota; Heterolobosea; Eutetramitea; Acrasida; Naegleriidae
Exons: 1
Coding region: 1-2652 (883 amino acids)
Biological process (GO): mitotic DNA damage checkpoint signaling; protein phosphorylation
Cellular component (GO): nucleus; cytoplasm
Molecular function (GO): protein serine/threonine kinase activity; ATP binding
Source: RefSeq, a predicted model, not a curated record
AUGCUUCAAAAACGACCCAAAGAAUAUGCCGCCUCGUCACAACACGAUCACAGUGUCUCCACGUUUUCUUCGUCUCUUGAACAAGAUCCAAAAAAACCAAAAUUCAACCUUUCAGACCUUUUCACCCAAAAAAUGGAUUUUGCUCCUACUCUACUGCAGCAACCUGCACAGCACACUUCACAUCACACUCCAGAAGUAAAACACGAUCACAUUGGUCAAUAUGAAAAUAUAUCAUCUCUUCAUGAGGAUCAUCAUAUUUACAAAAUUAAAAACUAUCUCGAACAAUGCAAUAUGAAGGUGAAAGAAAUUGGAAGCGGAUCUUUUGGAGUUGUUUGGAAAAUUACCAAUGGAUGCAAUCAAGAGAAAGCAUUGAAAGUUUCCAAACGAGUCACAAGCUUUAGAGAAGCCUUAUCAUGUCUUCAACUCGAUCAUGAAAAUAUCGUUCAAGUCGAUGAUGUACAUUUCAUUGAAGGUGUUCCAUGUAUUGAAAUGGAAUAUUGUCUUCAAUCGUUGAAUGUAUUUGCUACACACAAUACAACCAAUACUAAUCGGUUGAAUGAAGAAAUGAUUAUGAAAAUCAUUCAACAAUGUUGUUCAGCCAUUUAUUAUUUACAUAGAAAAAAAAUGGUUCAUUGUGAUAUCAAACCUGAAAAUAUUCUCAUUCGUAGAAUUGAUCUCGACAACGGUGAUAUUCAUGUAGUAUUGGCAGAUUUUGGAUUUGCCAAAUACAAUCGGUCCAUUCUUAAAAAAGAUCGAAUCGACGGUGGAACUCCUCAAUUUUAUGCUCCUGAACUUGUGCAACAUAAGAACUUGUGUCAGAAAACAGAAUAUCCAUUCACAACUGCCAGUGAUGUCUAUGCAUUGGGUAUUACCAUUCAACGUUUACUCACUGAAGAGAUGAAACAGUCUCCAUCUCCUUUCAUGACCAAAAUUUUGCAAGUCGUAGAGUGUAUGACUCAUCACGAUACAACCAUUCGAAUGAAUAUUCUAAAACGCAUUGCAGAGGUUGAAUGGGCAUUCAAAGAAGCUAAAAGAACGGCUGAAUCGUUGAAUAUACCUCCCUCUCAAGCCUAUGAAUUAUUUUUACAAGCUCUCUCCUACAAUGAUAUGGUUUUGUAUUUUUCACCCUUUCAACACAAAGCCUUUGUUGAGGAAUGUGUCAAGAGGAAUAGUAAUGCAUUGGAAUAUGCGCAUCCCAUGUUACGUGAUGAUCAAGAUGUGGUUGUGGAAGCCAUUAUACACAACCCAUUUUCAAUUCGAUUUGCCUCUGAGAGACUUCAACAAGAAUUGAGAAAUCAAGUCAGCAUGGAAUUUCAUCGUUUCUUUAGAGACCAGCCCAAGGACGUUUUGAAUCACAUAUUUAUGCAAAAUGUGAAAAGUAGAGAGGAAUUAUUAUUUUACACUAAUUUUCAUCCAAAUAUACUUGAGCAUGUGCAUGAUGAGAAUUUGAGAAAUGAUCGUGAAAUUAUUUUAAAGGCCACAGAAAGAGAUUCUUCCGUUCUAAAAUAUGUGACAAAUCCAGAAUUGUUUCGAGACCAUGAAAUUGCAUUGAAAAUUAUUAGACUUGAUCCCUCUCCAGCAAGUAAUCGCAUUGAUCCAUCAUUGUAUGAAGAUUUAGAUUUUGUAAAGAAGGCAAUUACACAACAAUUUCGAGUGUUCCAAUAUAUUGCACCAAGUUUGAAACGCAAUAAGGAAUUAGUUUUGGAAGCUAUUCGUCUCCAUGGUAGUAAUGUAUUCGAAUGGAUACCAUCAUCAUUGAUUGAAAAUGAUCGAGAGGUGGUAUUAGAGGCUGUUAAGAAAGGCAAAGAGUGCCCAGAACACUUUUACCAUGAUGAAGAAAUAUUGAAAGAGGCCAUUAUUCGAGACUGUGUUCCUCAUGCCAUACUUGCCAAGGCAGAUGAUCAUUUUGCACAAGAAUCGGUAAAAUUGAAUGGAAUGCUCUUGAAACAUCUAUGUCGAUUUCAAGAUGUUGGAGAUAUAGUUUUACAAGCUGUCACCAAUAAUGGAAGAGCUCUCGAAUUUGCAUCUCCAACAUUAAGGGAUGAUGCAACAAUUGUGCUGGCUGCAGUAUCCAAUAAUGGACUUGCUUUAAAAUUUGCGUCGGAUCGUUUGAGAAAUGAUUUUGACAUUGUCAAAACAGCCAUCUUGAAAAAUGGAUUUGCUUUAGAAUAUGCUUCAGAAGAAUUGCAAAACAAUCGGCAACUCGUUCAUUUGGAUUUACCUACACUUGCAUUUGCAUAUUGUUUUGCCUCAGAAGAAAUUCGCAGCAGUUUUGACAUUACAAUGAAAGCCAUUGAAGUGGAAGGAAAUUUUAUUCGCUCAGACGACAUUCCGUUGCAGUUGUUGAAAGAUGAAAGAAUUAUUUUAACUUUAUUGAAAUACUCGAAUGGUUUCUUGAGAGAUAUUCCGAACAAACAACUGCUUGGAGACAGGUCAUUCAUGGAGAAGGCCAUUCAGGUGAAUCCAUAUGCAUUUGUGGCAUCACCACACUCGAUUAAUAGCGACAAAGAAUUGAUGACCCUUGCUUUGUUAAAAAAUCCAGAAGUUUUCAAAUACCUUGCAUAUGAAUUGAAAUUAGAUCCUGACAUCUUAAAACUGGUUCAGCCUGAUUUUAUUCAAUCCAGAAAGGAGAACCAGAUGGAACAUGUUUAA